AUGCCAAUCAACAUUACUAUCGAUCAUACCGAAUCCGUUGAUGGCUCGAGCUUAGUCUCGUCUAGGGCCAGCAGUAGCUACGAACAUUACGGCAAAUACCCAAAUCGAAUCCCUUCGCAGCUUCCGGGUCAUUUCGCACCACCUGACUAUACAGACAACGACACCUACGGGUCUGAUAGCGAGACCUUCGACGAUCUAGAUCAGGACGAAAUCGAACCAUCUGAAUCCGCAUCUCGCCCAGGCGGCCGGAAACCGGCAUCGAGGGCGGCUGCUAGCAGAUUAAGUUACCUUCCCGGUCCACCCAGAUCAUACGCUCCGCCACCUUCUUCACACUACGGUGAUUACUCGGAUCAUCACACCGAAACCACAGAGAGUGAUACCGAGGAUUACUCGCCUCAACCACAAAUAUUUCAAAGACCUCCUCCAGGCGGCAGACAGCCGCCACAACCUCGAGCAUUGCCUCCUCCACCGGGCCCUUGGCCUAGGGCCAGCGCUGCUCCAUCAUAUGGUCAUCCGCGUGCGCCACCGCCGGGGCCUCAAGCGCCUUAUGGCCACCCGCCACCACAACCAAGAGCUGCACCGCGAGGUGCACCUGCGCAUUACCCGCCGCCCCGAGGGGGCGCCUACGGUGAUGCGUUGGUAUCAUAUGGUGGACCAGACGAUGAUGAGUAUGACGAAUGGGUAGAAGAUGAUUACGAGACCGCAGCUGAAAGGGCGGCUGAAGAUAGAAGGAGGGCGGCGGCGGCGGCGGCGCAUCAACAACAACAGCAACAGCAACAGCAACAGCAAGCACAUGCCGCCCGGAUGCGAGAAUAUCAAAUGCAGAGGGAUCAAGCAAUGAGAGAAGCUGCUGCCGAUGACCGACGACGGCAGAUGGCAGAGAGAGAGGCUAGAGCUAGAGCUGAGGCUGCAGCGGCUGCAGCGGCUGCCUCUAGACCAAGCUAUUAUCCUCAGCCUCCAUAUGGUAUGCCACCUGGUGGGAUGCCAAAUGGCCAUACUAUGCCAAAUGGUCAUCAUAACCCUUAUAGCAACCCAACUUCUCCCCAGGAAUCGCUUUAUGAUCCUUACAUGACUCCACCUGCUGCGAAUAUGCCACCACCUCCCGGGGUCAACCCUUACACCUGGGCUGCGAUGCAGCAGCAGCAGCAGCAGCAACAACAGCAGCAGCAGCGUCAUAGGAUGAGUAUGUCUGGUGUGCCAGGUAUGAUGCCGGGUAUGAUGCCGGGUAUGGCAGGAAUGGCAGGAAUGGCAGGAAUGCCGGGUAUGCCGGGUAUGCCCGCGUAUAGUAUGGGAAUGGUUCCAUAUCAACCCCCAGUUAAAGAAGAGGAGAAGAAAGAAGAAAAGAAGAAGGAGGAACCUCCACCCCCAGCUGCUCCUCCGGCCCCAUCUGCCCCAUCUACGGCUCUUGUUCUUGCAGUUCCACCGGCUUACAACCCAACUCGUAUGUCCAAAACUGAAGAGGAUAAGAAGUUUGAACGAUUGAUGGAAGAGAAGAAGUUGCGGGAAGAGGAACGUAGACAUAGAAUAGAGCAAGAAGCUAGGGACAGACAAGCUAAGCUCGAAGAUUAUGAGCGCAAGAGGGAGGAGGAAGCUGCAAAGGCUGCCGAAGCAGCAAGAGCCCAAGCGGUGGCAGAAAAAGCAGAGGCGGAUGCUCUCGCCGAGAAAGAGGCACAAGAGAAGGCAUUAUUAGCAGAGCAAGAAUCAAAGGCUAAAGAAGCUGCUGAAAAGGCAGCCGCUGAGGCACAAGCUGCGAAAGAUGCCGCGGAGAAAGCACUCGAAGAAAUGAAGGCAGCAAACGAGAAGGCUCUCGAAGACGCAAAGGCCGCCAAUGAAAAGGCCCUUGAAGAUGCAAAACUCGCAAGGGAAAGGGCUAUCGAGGACGCAAUGAGAGCUGCCAUUGAGGCAGAAAGAAAGAGAGUAGAUGACGCCGCCGCCGUCGCUGCCGCCGAAGCGGCUGAGCAAGCACGAAAGGAUGCAAUUGCAGCUAAAGAGGAGGAACUGAAGAAGCGCGAAGCAGACUUAAUUAAGAAGGCUGCAGAUGAUGUUGAAGCGGCAAGGAAGAAACUCGAGGAGGAUAUCGAGGCGGCAAAGAAGAAGGUAGAGGAGGAGGCUGCUGCUGCGAAGGCAAAGAUGGAGGAAGAGGCCACGGCACUCAAGGCUAAGUUAGAGGAGGAGGCUGCUGCCGCAAAGGCUAAAGUAGACGGAGAAGCUGCUGCUGCUGCUGCUGCGGCCGCUGCCGAAGCCGAAAGGCCCCGAUUUAUCCGAUUCCGUGAUGCUGUCAACCGCAAGUUCCAAUUCCCUUAUCAACUUUGCCAAAAAUGGGAGGGAAUGGAACGUCUUAUUCAUCAAGCUUUCAAGCAUGUUGACAUUAUCGGUCCCCACGUUAUUGACGGACAUUAUGACCUGCACGGACCCGACGGACAAAUCAUCCUCCCUGGAGUUUGGGAUGUCACCGUUCAACCUGACUGGGCGAUUACCAUGGUUAUGUGGCCACUUCCUGAACCACCACCACCAGAACCAGAACCAGAACCAGUUCCAGAGCCACCAGCACUCCCACCACCAGAAGAGAUGACUAUCAUUGUGGAGCCCAUACCUGAGGCUGCACCUCCAUCACCUCCACCAAUGGUGACUAUUGCUGAGAUAGCCGCUGCACUGCCAGAGCCCGAGCCCCUUCCAGCACCACUUCCGCCUCGCCAAAUAGAGAUAGAACCAUCUCCAGCGCCAGUCAGCCUUAAGCCAGUUGUUGUGAAGAAGUCACAAAAAGCACGCCCGACUGAAGUCAACCCUAUCUUGCUCUGGACCGCAGGACGAUACAACCCAAAGAGAGGGAAAUAA
This is a messenger RNA of Orbilia oligospora ATCC 24927, 2835 nucleotides long. RefSeq lists its product as uncharacterized. The record is from RefSeq and is a predicted model, not a curated record. The transcript has 3 exons. Bases 1 to 2835 code for a protein of 944 amino acids. Lineage: Eukaryota; Fungi; Ascomycota; Orbiliomycetes; Orbiliales; Orbiliaceae.